CGCUCGAUUUCGUUAAAGUAGUCCCUUUCUCUCUACCUUGGUUUUGAGUGAGCAUAUUUGAGUGUAUAAGCACUAGCUUUACUAUACAGACGUUAUAUUUUAAUUCUAUAAUUGUUUUAUAAUCACAAUUAACCUUUCUUUUAAUGUCAGUGGGACAAGAAACGUAGCAACAAGGCAGCAUAGUAAGGAGACAGCUAACGAAGUGGAACGUGGCCCAACGGCGCCACUGUUUGAAAACUCCGGUUCGUUGUUCUGUUUGUGUAGUUUAGUAGUCACGUUUUUCUACACUUUUCUCGCUGUUAAAUCAGUAUAAACCCAUUUCGGGGUAGUUAUGGGUGUUCAUGAUUUGUGGUCUAUCGUGGAGCCGGUUCGUGAGUCGGUGCCGCUGUACAGUUUGAGCGGAAAGACGCUAGCAGUGGAUCUGAGUUUAUGGGUGUGCGAGGCUCAGCACGUCCAAGCUAUGAUGGGGAGAGUUACUAAGCCCCACCUGAGGAAUUUAUUUUUCAGGGUGUCCUCCCUCACACUUAUGGGGGUAAAGCUUGUCUUUGUCAUGGAAGGAGAAGCCCCUAAACUUAAAGCAGAAACCAUGAGCAAGAGGACAGAAACAAGAUUUGGUGGAUUCAAAAAGCCUGCUGCCCCGAAGUCUGCAACAAACACCAGCAGAGGGCGCUUCAAAGCUGUGCUCAAAGAGUGUGCAGAGAUGUUGGACUACCUAGGAGUCCCAUGGGUGACAGCUGCUGGGGAGGCUGAGGCCAUGUGUGCAUAUCUAGACUCACAGGGCCUGGUGGAUGGCUGCAUCACCAAUGAUGGAGAUGCAUUCCUGUACGGAGCGCGAACUGUCUAUAGGAACUUCAACAUGAAUAGUAAAGAUCCUCAGGUGGACUGUUACCAGACUUCUCAAGUGCAAACAGAGUUACAUCUGUCCAGGGAGAACCUUGUUGGCCUGGCCAUCCUCCUUGGCUGUGAUUAUAUUCCUAAGGGCAUACCAGGUGUUGGUAAAGAACAAGCUCUUAAACUUAUCCAGACACUGAAAGGACAAACACUUCUGCAGAGGUUCAUCCAGUGGAAGGAGGAUAAUGCAGGUGUGUCUGAGAGAGUUGUGAAAAAAGUUCCUCACUGCCACGUAUGUCGACAUCCUGGCUCAGCAAAGGCACACGAACGCGGCGGCUGUGUGCUUUGCGACAGUACACGUUUCUGUCAACCUCAGGAUUUUGAUUACCAGUGUCCCUGCGACUGGCACCGCUAUGAACAGACCCGCCAGGCUUUGUCUUUUGAGGCAAACAUCAGGAAGAAAACACUUGCAAGUCAUCAGUUCCCUUUCACAGAGAUCAUCAGUGAGUUUCUGAUUGCCAAAGAUAAGCCAGUGUCACAUUUCAAGAGGAGACAGCCAAAUAUGCUGUUGAUGCAGAAAUUUGCCUAUGACAAGAUGGAGUGGCCGAAGCACUACACCAGUGAGAAGGUUUUAGUUUUGAUGACCUAUGUUGAGUUGAUGAACAGGAAAUAUGGAAGAGAGAUGUCCUCCCAAAUCAAGCCCCUCAGAAUAUUAAAACCAAGAGUGAGGAAUGGCAUUGCUUGCUUUGAAGUCAUCUGGAGGACACCAGAACAUUAUGUGUUUCCUGAGGAUCGGCCUGCAGAGGAUCGACAUGAGGUGAGGACAGUAGAGGAAGAGUCUCUCUUCUGUGUGGCCUUCCCAGAGGUGGUGGAGAGCUACCUGACAGACAAAGCUCUGGCUGAGGAGAACAAGACCAAAAAAAAGAAACCACGGAGUAAAAAGGAGAAGCCAUCUGAUGUUUCUGAUGGUAUUUCAGACCUGUUGGCUCAGAUGAGCCUACAGAGUACCUCUUCAGCCAAUGCCACCACUCAACCACAAAUGCUGCUCUCUACCAUUUCAAACACAGAGAAAACAGAAGUGGUGGUUUGGGACGCUCCAGUGAACCAUAAACAGCACAGCAACUCAAAAGAGGACCACAGCAGUGUGGAUAAUUGCCCCAGCACUCCUCAGUGUCAUGCACAAUCAGAGGCUGUUGCUUCACCGUCCGUCUCUGCUGUUAUUGACGCUCUACACCUGAGUGAUAUUGACUGGGAAGCCUUGUCCUUCACGUCCUCUCCACUUCCACAAGUGGCUACAAACCACACCACCAAGCUAAGUAAAUCCACAGACGGAGAGGUCAAGGAAACACAGAGAAAGGAAGCCUCAAGCGAUGUAAAACAAGCAGACUCCAGAUCAGCUCCAGAGCUGUGUCCUCUAAGAGACAGGGUGCUCAUGAGGAAUACAGACAAAGUUAUAAAUCAGGAGGAACACAAUGAUGUGGUCUCAAAACAACUGAAUUAUGAGUUAGCCUCUCUUGAACAUGUUUCUCCUCACAGCUCUAACUCAAAACCAAAUGGACAAAUCUCCAGUGAAGGUGGCAGUGACAGUAAAAUGACGAGGAAGGAAUCUGAUGUUAACAAAAAGGAACCACUAAAUGACAGAAGUCAGUGUGUAAAGAACAAGGCAGAUAAAGAAACUCACUCUUUAAAACAGCCAUUUAUGCCUGCAUUACAAGAUCAGUGUAAGGCAGUGGAUAAAUGUAAUGGUUCCCAAAAGCCUCCUCAGAAAUAUAAAUUUGUCAGGACAGCCUUUUCAUCAUCUGCUGUCCCAGCACAGAGGUGCCAGUCUGACCCAGGUCAAAGUGACAAAGACAGGAACGUGCCACAGACCACCAAGAAGAGUGUGUGUUUGAGUGUGUGUUCAUCCAGCGAGGACAGUGACGCAGAGAACCAGCAGCUUGGACCUCAAAGAAAGGCUAAGAUGAAGCCCGUAAACAAGAUCAAGGAGAGCUGUGUUACAAACUUCCCUCUGAAACCAGUUUCUGGGCCUAAAACAACCAAACAAACGAUGAAACAGACUCUCAGACUUCAGCCAUUAAGACCAAAAUCUACAGAUGUUGAGAUAAAGAGAACACUUGUAUCGAGUAAAAGCAAGUGCCAGGAGGUCCCAGCAGUUAUUGUGGAUGGUGAUGACCUUUCUCCUGCUCCAGCUUCACCUGUCACUGUGUUAGACAGUGACGAUUCAGUGAUUUGCAGUGACAGUCCACUGCCACUGGCAGAGAGACUGAGACUGAAAUUCCUGAAUUGAGGAGCAUGGUUACAGGUUGAUUGACAGGAAUAACGAAGUUAUUUCAUGGUGCAAGUGAAUGUUUAUUUACAUUUUUGGAAAGAGUAGUUUGAUGAACCAAUAAUGAUUUGAAGAAUUUUUCAAGCAAUUAUGUCAAACCUUUCCAUGUCUUAACAUAAUAAAUGGAAUAUGAAUGAG
Molecule: messenger RNA, 3295 nt
Organism: Lates calcarifer (barramundi perch)
Lineage: Eukaryota; Metazoa; Chordata; Actinopteri; Centropomidae
Gene: gen1
Product: GEN1 Holliday junction 5' flap endonuclease
Exons: 13
Coding region: 332-3118 (928 amino acids)
Molecular function (GO): four-way junction DNA binding; 5'-flap endonuclease activity
Source: RefSeq, a predicted model, not a curated record